UGCGACCUAUUACAACAUAAUAAUCCAAACAGAGGAGGCAUUUGUGGGUUCAAUCUCUGAUCCUCUAAUGGCGGCCGAGAAGCGUUGUCUAUACGAGGUUUUAGGCCUAUCCCUCGACUGCUCCCAAGACGAAAUUCGAUCCGCCUACAAGAAGCUCGCCCUACAACGCCACCCCGACAAGCUCGUUCAAUCCGGCGUUUCUCAGGAGGAAGCCACCGCCCAAUUCCAAGAGCUCGUCCACGCCUACGAAGUUCUUUCCGAUCCCAAAGAACGCUCCUGGUACGACUCUCACCGUUCCCAAAUCCUCUUCGCCGAUCGCAACGACACCUCUAACUCCCCCAUCCCCGACCUCUUCUCCUUCUUCUCCAACACCAUCUAUUCGGGUUACUCCGACAAGGGUCGGGGCUUCUACAAGGUUUAUUCCGAACUGUUCUCUAAGAUUUACGCCAAUGAAAUUAACUUCGCUAGGAAGCUAGGGUUACGGCUGGAUAUUGUAAAAGAAGCUCCUUUGAUGGGGAAUUUAGAGAGCCCGUACACUCAGGUUACGGCUUUUUAUAACUAUUGGUUGGGGUUUUCGACUGUUAUGGAUUUUGUUUGGGUUGAUGAGUAUGAUGUUAUGGCCGGACCGAACCGAAAAUCGCGGCGGGUUAUGGAGGAAGAGAAUAAGAAGUUGCGGAAGAAGGCGAAAAGGGAGUAUAAUGAGACGGUUAGAGGGCUGGCGGAGUUCGUAAAGAAGAGGGAUAAGAGGGUUAUCGAUAUGGGAGUGAAGAGGAAGGAGGAGAUGGAAAGGAAGAAAGAGGAGGAGAGGGAGAGGAAGAAGAAGUUGGAGAAGGAGAGGUUGGAAAGAAUCAAGGCGUACGAGGGGCCAGAAUGGGUGAAAGUUGAUGUGGAAGACUUGGAUGAUUGGGAUGAGAUGGAGGAGAAAGGGAUAGACAAGGAAGAGUUUUACUGCGUGGCGUGCAGCAAGAAGUUCAAGAGUGAGAAGCAAUGGAAGAAUCACGAGCAGUCGAAGAAGCAUAAGGAGAAAGUGGCGGAGUUGAGGGAGUCGUUUAUCGGCGAGGAAGAAGAGGAAGGGGAUUUGGAGGUGGAACCGGACAUGGAGGAGAGGUUUAGGGAGAGUCUAAAGGUCGAAGAGGAAGGGGAGGAGGAAGGGGAGAAUGGAGUUGGUAAUCUAAGCGAGGAGGAUGACAGGUUUUUUGAUGUUAACCAAGGGGGUGAAGAGGGUGUUGAAAUCGAUAGUGAUAACGAUCAUGCUGAAGAAAUUAGUGUUCUUGAAGCAAUGCUGUCCAGGCGGAAAGAUAAGAAAAAUGUUUCUUUCAACAGCGAGGGUAUGGUUUCGCAGACUGGACUCCAUGUCAAGGAUGAAACCGACGAGGAAGAAUAUAUGGAAUAUGGUAGACGGAAAAACAGGAGAAGAAACAGAACAGGGAAGAAAGAUAAGGGUAAGAAGAAUAGCAGUGAUGCCAUGAAGAGCGACAUAAAUGAAGCUGAAAGCAAGAAUGAAGAAGCUAAUGUAAGUGAUUCUCUGCAUGUGGAUAAGCAGCCUGUAGAGGACGAGAGCAGUAAUGGUGAAAAGGAUGAUAAAUUAGGGAACAAUGCCAAUAUUUCAAAGCAACCUCUUGAUAGAAAAGGGAAUACAAAGAAAGAACUCAAUACUAAAUCGAAUAAAUCAUCCAAAGGAAAGAAAGCAAAGGCAACGGCAAAGCAUUCCGGCAAUGUAUGUGAGACAUGUGGAGAAGAAUUUCAAUCAAAGAAUAAAUUACACAAGCAUUUGGGUGACAGCGGUCAUGCUUCGUUGAAAUUCUGAUGAUAACAUUAUAAAAUGAUCCUUCAUUCUAACACUGUAUAUGUGCUACAGCAACGGCUCAAGAACUUAUUCUACCGAGCUCAAGUGACAUUAUUUUGGAUUUUUUUUUUU
Messenger RNA from Hibiscus syriacus, 1918 nucleotides. RefSeq names its product DNAJ protein JJJ1 homolog. NCBI's taxonomy places the organism in Eukaryota, Viridiplantae, Streptophyta, Magnoliopsida, Malvales, Malvaceae. Gene Ontology annotation, molecular function: zinc ion binding; nucleic acid binding. The record is from RefSeq and is a predicted model, not a curated record.